Molecule: messenger RNA, 1273 nt
Organism: Phlebotomus papatasi
Lineage: Eukaryota; Metazoa; Arthropoda; Insecta; Diptera; Psychodidae
Exons: 4
Coding region: 299-823 (174 amino acids)
Biological process (GO): iron ion transport
Cellular component (GO): plasma membrane
Molecular function (GO): copper ion binding; oxidoreductase activity
Source: RefSeq, a predicted model, not a curated record
UUUUUUUUCAAUAUUUUAUCUGCUUUGCAAAUAGGUCUUGAACCCAUUGGAUGCAGUUUGCAAUGUAAAGCGUCCCGAUGCUGUUUGCGUGAGCAAUCUGAAAUAUUCCAAGAAGAUCGAUAAGAGCGUUCUCGCUGAGAGGCCAGAUGUUAAGAUCUUCCUGCCAUUCCGUUUCUACUUCUAUCGUCCUGAGGAGCUCUUCCAGCCCAACACCUACAACAGGUUCUUAGUGGCACCUGGAGGAGAUCAUCUCAUUUCUCUGAUCGACGAGAUCUCAUACGUGCCUCCACCGGCACCGAUGAUCUCCCAGAUCCACGAUAUCCCACCGGAGCAGUUCUGCAACGGUGACAAUCGCCCACCAGACUGUGAUCUGAACUGCCUAUGCACCCAUAUGGUGGAUAUACCACUGAAUGCCAUUGUCGAAGUGGUUCUGGUGGACGAAGUUCAGCAGACCAAUUUGAGCCAUCCUUUCCAUCUGCACGGUUAUGCGUUCCACGUGGUCGGAAUGGGUCGAUCUCCGGAUAGCACCGUGAAAAAGAUCAAUCUAAAGCAUGCCCUCGAUCUCGAUCGGCGGGGUCUGUUGCACCGAGAAUUUAGUCGUCCACCUAUGAAAGACACCAUUGCAGUACCAAACAAUGGUUAUGUGGUACUGAGAUUCAGAGCAGACAAUCCAGGUUUCUGGCUGUUUCAUUGCCAUUUCAUGUUUCACAUCGUCAUCGGCAUGAAUUUGGUGGUCCACGUGGGAACACAUGCCGAUUUGCCACCCGUCCCGCCCAAUUUCCCAAAAUGCGGCCACCAUUUACCCCCAAUUAAAUUCCACUGAACAACCAUUUCUCAUGCCUUUAGGCCAAGAGAUCAAUCAACAAGAAACAACAACAAAAAAAAGAGUGAAACAACUCAUGAUUAGUCAAUGAAUUUGCUGCAAUUCUAUUUGUCUACGCAGAUUGUACAAUAUCGUUAAUUUAAUGUUCAACUCUCGAGAAAAACUCUUAAUUCAUUAAUCCAAUUUUCACUCAUAUUAUCAUUCUACUACAUCCUCUCUCCCUCAUCCCCAUAUCGACACAAAAAACGAGGAAGAUGACGAAAAAAAAUCUAAUUACGACACAUCGAUUAGACGAGAUAAAACUGUGUGUAAAUAAGAGUAGCUUUAAUAGUUAGUGGCAAAUGUGAUUAUGCUAUCUAAUAAUACUACAGUUACAACAUUCUAGGAUUAGAACUUAUUGCGAAUGUAUAUAAAUUUAUCUGUUGUAUUUAAUAAAAUCCCUGAAACUCU